This is a messenger RNA of Linepithema humile (Argentine ant), 1152 nucleotides long. RefSeq names its product Palmitoyl-protein thioesterase 1 (gene Ppt1). The record is from RefSeq and is a predicted model, not a curated record. Lineage: Eukaryota; Metazoa; Arthropoda; Insecta; Hymenoptera; Formicidae. Gene Ontology annotation, biological process: protein depalmitoylation; receptor-mediated endocytosis. Gene Ontology annotation, cellular component: lysosome. Gene Ontology annotation, molecular function: palmitoyl-(protein) hydrolase activity.
AUAUGAGGCGUCGUCAUCGACAUAAAAGCAUGUAUAUGCACACAUGCAAUCGAUUGAAUAUUGCAGCCAGUUACACUCACGAUCAGCUGUGUUUGACGAUGAUUGACAGUGCCGCAAAAGUAUUGCGAAGUGUUGGUUUACGUUAGUUUCACAAAUCUUAUUGUAGUUAAUAGUCGAUAUGGAUCGUGUUGCAACAAAAUGGAAGCUAAGUCAUUCUUUUAUUUUUAUCGUCGUGAUAUUUCUAUGCGCAAAUGUCGAUCAUUGUUUAGAUGAAAGGAAAGAAAAAACUGAUUCACCAAUACCGAUAGUGCUUUGGCAUGGAAUGGGUGAUAGUUGCUGCUUUACUUUCAGUCUUGGAAAAAUACAAGAGAUUCUUCAGAAUGAAAUACCUGGAAUCUAUAUCAAUUCCAUACGAAUUGGAAAUAAUGUUAUAGAGGAUGUUGAAAAUAGCUACUUUGGAAAUAUUAAUGAGCAAAUAAAAAAUGUGUGUGAACAAUUGUCGCAAGAUACAAGGCUUCAAAAUGGAUAUAAUGCCAUUGGCUUUUCUCAAGGAGCUCAAUUUUUAAGAGCAGUGGCACAAAGAUGUCCGAAUCCACCAAUGUUGAAUUUAAUAUCUUUAGGUGGUCAGCAUCAAGGUGUUUUCGGCAUACCAAAGUGCUCAGAUACAUCUCAAUUGUGCAAUUAUAUGCGGCGCAUGCUUCAUCUCGGUGCAUAUUUAUGGUAUAUUCAAAAGUCAUUAAUACAAGCUUCUUAUUGGCACGAUCCUCUGAAAGAAGAUGAAUAUCGAAAGAAAAAUAUGUUCCUUGCCGAUAUUAAUAACGAAAAUACUAUCAACACGGAAUAUAAAAACAAUCUUCAAAAGCUCCAAGCUUUAAUUCUUGUUAAAUUCGAAAAUGAUACAAUGGUGGAUCCGGCGGAAUCGGAGUGGUUUGGAUUUUACAAGUCUGGCCAAGCGGAGGAAAUACAGAAACUACAGCAAAGCGAACUAUACAAACAGGAUUGGCUUGGAUUGCGUGCAAUGGAAAUGGAUGGCAAAGUUCACUAUCUUUCAUUACCUGGUGAUCACUUACAAUUUACGGCCAACUGGUUUAUUAACAAUAUAAUUAAAAAAUAUUUAGUGUAAUUAAAGAAAUAUGUAUUUUAUCUACAAAG